UCUGCACCAACAAUGAGAGAGAAAUUGAGACAGAUCAGCAGCUGGAUAACUUGUACCUGAAAGCUUUAGAGGGAUUUAUCACUGUCAUCACACAGGAUGGAGACAUGAUCUUUUUGUCAGAAAACAUUAGCAAAUAUAUGGGCUUGACACAGGUGGAGUUGACCGGGCACAGCAUUUUUGAUUUCACUCACCCAUGUGAUCAUGAAGAAAUUCGGGAAAAUCUAAGCUUGAAAAAUGGUUCAGGUUGUGGGAAAAAAAAUAAAGAGAUGUCCCUGGAACGUGACUUCUUCAUGAGAAUGAAAUGUACUGUUACCAACAGAGGCAGAACUGUAAAUCUCAAAUCUGCCACAUGGAAGGUUUUGCACUGCACAGGACAGAUUAAGGUCUAUAAUACAUGUCCUCCUCAUGCUCUGUGUGGUUUUAAGGAGCCACUCUUAUCCUGCCUUAUACUGAUGUGUGAGCCCAUUCAACAUCCUUCCAAUACCGAUAUUCCACUGGACAGCAAGACUUUCCUGAGCCGUCAUAGCAUGGACAUGAAAUUCACUUACUGUGAUGACAGGAUAACUGAAUUAGUUGGAUAUCAUCCUGAGGAACUGCUGGGCCGUUCUGCGUAUGAAUUCUACCAUGCAUUGGAUUCUGAGAGUAUGACCAAAAGUCAUCAAAACUUAUGUGCAAAAGGUCAAGUGGUUACAGGGCAGUACCGCAUGCUUGCCAAGCACGGUGGAUACGUGUGGCUUGAGACCCAGGGAACAGUCAUCUACAAUACUCGGAAUUUGCAGCCUCAGUGCAUAAUUUGUGUUAACUAUGUUCUAAGUGAAAUAGAGAACAACAACAUUGUAUUCUCCAUGGAUCAGACAGAAUCGCUUUUUAAGCCUCAUAUGAUGGCCAUGAACUCCAUGUUUGACCAUGGAGUCCCAGUGACUGAUAAGAGUGACUUCUUAUUCACCAAGCUAAAGGAAGAACCAGAAGAACUUGCCCAGCUGGCACCAACACCAGGCGAUGCAAUUAUUUCUCUUGACUUUGGAACACAAAAGUUUGAGGAAAUCUCUACCUACAACAAAGCUGUGAUGACUCCAAACACUCGGUGGCCUCCAGAAGGGCAGAACCAGGCAUCCCAGACUGAAAAGCUGAGUGUGCCAUCAUUUACCUUGCCUCAAGUUGCACCUGGCAGCAGUACCCCCAGCGCAAGCAGCAACAGCAGCUGUUCCACCCCAAGUAGCCCAGGAGAUUAUUACACUUCUUUAGAUGAAGACCUGAAGAUCGAGAUGAUUGAGAAGCUUUUUGCCAUGGACACAGAUGCCAAGAAUCAAUGUAGUUCACAGAGUGACUUCAAUGAACUGGAUCUUGAAACUUUGGCUCCUUAUAUUCCCAUGGAUGGGGAAGAUUUCCAGCUGAGCCCUAUCUGUCAAGAGGAGCGUCCUCUCUGUGAAAGUAUCCAGCUUACCCAGCAGAGCUUAAGCAACAUGAGCAGCCUCUUCCAACCUCUUGCUCCUUCUUCCCAGAGCCAGUUCCUCCUAGAGAAAUAUUGCCAGCCAGGAUCUGACAAAAACAUGCAAGCAGGCCAAGGGACUCUGCCACUGGCAUUCUUCAACCAUGGGAGUCAGUCAUCAUCAUUCUUGCUGCCCUACUAUGCACAAGCCAAUACUCCACUGUCUUCAAUGGGUGGGAGACCAAAUACACAGUGGCCUCCUGACCCACCAUUAGAGUAUGUGCCAACCAAAUGGAGAGGAAUGGGCAAUAAGUCUUUAAUAAGCUCUGCAUCAGACCCCCCAUCACUGCAUUUGCCCAGCAGGAACACAGAUAAGAAAAGAUCACUGGAGAGUUUUGGACAGCGAGGCAUAGAUAUAAACCCAGCCCGGAUAGCUCUCGCCAACAGUUUCAAGUUGAAACGGCAGUUAGAUUAUGAAGACCAAACAUUUCAACACCUGAAUGGGACACAAGAUGACAUGUCUGGCCUUAAUCCAACUCACUUAAUGUUGAAAAGAAUGAAGCUUCUCAGAAGUGAAAACUGUGCAUUGCUUUCAGAAAAGAAGUCACUCAGCACAAGUGUCCUUAAUGAUAAGUUUCUUUGUAACCUACAAAGAUGCUCAGGCCAGCCAGUGCGUAUGAUGCAGCAACAACAGCAGGAUCUACCACUGUCCUCUGGCAACUCUGCAAAUAAUCCAAAAGUUGUAUACUCUCCCCCUUUUUACAAAACCCCUUAUCAGGACUUCAAUGUAUCACAAGCUCAUAGGAUGUCGGGAGUUGCAAGUCGUCUGCUUGGGUCUUCUUUGGAACCUUAUUUGUUGCCAGAACUGACCCGAUAUGACUGUGAGGUUAACGUCCCGGUGCUGGGCAGUUCGACUCUUCUGCAGGGAGGUGACUUGCUUCGAGCUCUUGACCAAGCCACUUGAGCAAAUCUGCAAUAUGCCCUGGCUGAUACUGUUCCAAGCAGCUGCAGUUUUAAAAUAUAUUUUUGCAAGUAGACAAUUUCUAAUACCAAUUUACAUUUUUACAAGAUUUUACUUACAUGUUGAACUUGUCCACUUUACCAAAUAGUGGCCUUUCUGCAAAGUUACUCACUUUCUUAUUUGCUUUAAAAGAAGUAUGCAUCUACUGUAUUUUUUCCUUCUAUCCUGAUAAAGUGUUCCUUAGAAAAUUUAUAUUAUAUUAUUCCCCUUUACUGUGUGUAAUUUAUAUGUUCUGAAAUUUCCUCAAUAUUCAUGCUAAUUAAAACAAACAAACAAAAAAGGCUUUGGGUGUGCUAAUGCCUGUAUGUAAUACUUUGGCUCAAUUUAUUACAACAGUGUCAUUUUUUGCCAAAGAUUAAGUGAAAUAAAUCUUUUUCUGACUGUA
Messenger RNA from Python bivittatus (Burmese python), 2835 nucleotides. Lineage: Eukaryota; Metazoa; Chordata; Lepidosauria; Squamata; Pythonidae. The record is from RefSeq and is a predicted model, not a curated record.